Rhinolophus ferrumequinum (greater horseshoe bat) is the source of this 3907-nucleotide messenger RNA. Its product is annotated as guanylate-binding protein 1-like. Lineage: Eukaryota; Metazoa; Chordata; Mammalia; Chiroptera; Rhinolophidae. The record is from RefSeq and is a predicted model, not a curated record. Gene Ontology annotation, molecular function: GTPase activity; GTP binding.
UUCAGUUUCACAUUCCUCUAAAUACCUUUAAGAAGGGAAGCUAACGGAAGUCUGAAAACCCCGUGACAGUAGAUGGGUGAAAUAAAAGUUCUGUCAUCCAGUGAGAGACAGAGGAGUAACAGAAACCACUCCAACCUAAACUGAGGAGAAAAAACAAGACAAGGUCACACCCUGGACAUGGCCUCCGAGAUCCACAUGCCAGGCCCGAUAUGCCUCAUUGAAAACACUAGAGGGCAGCUGGUGAUUAAUGCAGCAGCUCUGAAGACCCUGUCCGCCAUUACAGAGCCUCUUGUCGUGGUGGCCAUUGUGGGUCUCUACCGCACAGGCAAAUCCUACCUGAUGAACAGGCUGGCGGGGAAGAACAAGGGCUUCUCUUUGGGCUCCACAGUGCAGUCUCACACCAAGGGAAUCUGGAUGUGGUGUGUGCCCCACCCCAAGAAGUCAAACCACACCCUAGUUCUGCUUGACACUGAGGGUCUGGGGGAUGUAGAGAAGGGUGACAACCAGAAUGACUCCUGGAUCUUUGCCCUGGCAAUACUCCUGAGCAGCACCUUCGUCUACAACAGCAUGGGGACCAUCAACCAGCAGGCCAUGGACCAACUGCACUAUGUGACAGAGCUGACAGAUCGAAUCAGGGCAAAUUCCUCACCUGACGCAAGUGAGGUUGAGGAUUCUGCUGCAUUUGUGAGCUUCUUUCCAGACUUUGUGUGGACGCUGAGGGAUUUCUCCCUAGACUUGGAAGCAGAUGGACAAUCCAUCUCAGCAGACGAGUACCUAGAGAAUUCACUCAAACUUAAGCAAGGUACCAGUCAGAAAGACAAAAAUUUUAAUCUGCCCCGACUCUGUAUACGGAAGUUCUUCCCAAAGAAGAAAUGCUUUAUCUUCGAUCGGCCCACUCACCGGAAGAAGCUAGGCCAGCUUGAGACACUGCAUGAUGAUGAACUGGACUCUGAAUUCGUGCAACAAGCUGCCGCCUUCUGUUCCUACAUCUUCAACAAUUCCAAAACUAAAACUCUUUCAGGAGGCAUCGAAGUCAACGGGCCUCGACUGGAGAGCCUGGUGCUGACCUAUGUCGAUGCCAUCAGCUGUGGGGAUCUGCCCUGCAUGGAGAAUGCAGUCCUGGCCUUGGCCCAGAUCGAGAACUCGGCCGCAGUGAAAAAGGCCAUUGCUCACUAUGACCAGCAGAUGGGCCAGAAGCUGCAGCUGCCCACUGACACCCUCCAGGAGCUUCUGGACCUGCACAGGGCCAGUGAGAAAGGGGCCAUCGAAGUCUUCAUGAAGAAUUCCUUCAAAGACGUAGACAAUUUAUUUCAAAAGGAAUUAGCGGCUGAGCUAGAAAAAAAGCGAGAUGACUUUUGUAAACAGAAUAUGAAAGCAUCAUCAGAUCGUUGCUCAGCUUUACUUGAGGAUAUCUUCAUUCCUCUAGAGGAAAGUAUAAAGCAGGGGAUUUAUUCUAAACCAGGAGGGUAUCGUCUUUUCAUCCAGAAGAUGCAAGAGCUGAAGAAUAAGUACCUUCAGGAACCCAGGAAGGGAGUACAGGCUGAAGAAAUUCUUCAGGCAUACUUGAAGUCCAAGGAGUCUAUAUCUGAUGCAAUUCUACAGACAGACCAGACUCUCACAGAAAAGGAAAAGGAGAUUGAAGUGCAACGUGUGAAAGCUGAAUCUGCAGAGGCUGCAGCAAAAAUGUUGGAGGAAAUACAAGCAAAGAAUCAGCAAUUGAUGGAACAGAAAGAAAAGAGUUAUCAGGAACAUGUGAAACAAUUGACUGAGAAGAUGGAGAGUGAGAGGAUCCAGUCAAUGGCAGAACAACAGAGGAUUCUAGAUCUUAAACUUCAGGAACAGGCCCAGUUACUAAAAGAAGGAUUCAAAAAUGAGAGCAGACAACUUCAUAAUGAGAUACAGAAUCUCAAGAAGAACAGAAAGACCCAGGAAGCUAUGCACUAUAAGCUAAAGAUUUAAAGAAUAGAGUUUUCCUGGUUCUUUUUAGUCCAAGCCGUAAAUCAAACAGAAUUUGGAAAAUAGCCACUACAGUUGAUAAUAAUUAGGUCUUGCAUUUUUAUAACAUCAAAAAUUUGCAAAUACAUGCAGUACUGUAAUUGAAAGUAUGUCCAUCUUCCUAACAAUAUUGUCAAUGGUGUAACAAGGAUGCCGUUCACCUCUGUUACCCACAUAGGAGGUAUCAGGAGUUGGUACCACUCAGGAGAAGCUUAUUCUCCCAGUUGACCACCAGGAGACAAAUGGAAACUGAGCAAAGCCUUAGGUAAAAGACUUGAGACAUAGCUGGGCGUCAGUCUGGCCCAGUGUACAAUAGGUUCCAAUGUCAGGGACAACCAUCCUACCUUCUUAGUGAAGACAUGUACAGUUUUCUAUUGCAUCAAGACCCCACAGUCUGUGAUCAAUGAUGUGAUUCCUAGGCCCUGAGGAUAGACAAUGCGCACUGAUGAAGUCCAAGCUAAAGCCAACCACCUUAUAUAGUGAUCUAACCCCACCACAGAAUUUCCAAAGGAAGAUGGAAGAAAUCGUUAGUAUAAGUAAAAGUUGGCUCAUAAAUAAAUGGGCUAAAGAAGGAAACUUUCCCUUCUUCCUUGAUUUACCCAGAUUAUGAAUUUAAUAGGACACGUUAGAACUUUAGCUAACUGUCACUGGACUAAACUAACAUGAUGACAAUUUUUAUUGUGUAUUUGUAGCAAUAUAUAGUUUGCAAAGAUAAUGUGUUAGAAAAUGAAGCUAACUUAAUUGUUAGAUUGUUUGUAAUCCUAAAGUGUAGGCUAUUUUUUCCCCCAAUUCUUAACAGUCAUACUUGAAAGCCUGCUGAUUUUCCCAAAGAGAACAUGGAUUGUUUUUAACAUUUUUUAAUCAAUAAAAUAAUGCCCUUGGUAUUACUUAGUUUGUGUAGAGUUUUUCCCAACUCUCAAAACUCCUAGGCAACUGGAUGAUGUUUCUUAAAGUGAUUAAGAAUUAUUUUUAAACUCGAAAUAAAAUAUACUUCACUAGGCUUUUUAUUUCUGAUACGUUUGUUUGUUUGUUUUUCAGUUUCUCUCCAAAAUAUAAGGUUUUAGUCUUCAUAGCAAUACUUAGCUAACUUCUAUAAAAAACAAAAACAAACAAAAAAAAACAAACACAGGUAGUAACUAUUCAUGGCUUUGUGGGCCACACAGUCUCUCUCUCAGCUAUUCAGUUCUGCCAUGUAGUGCAAAAGCAGUCAUAGACAAUACAUAAAUAAAUGGCCAUGGCUGUGUUCCAACAAAACUUUAUUUUCAAAGAUAGGUGGUACCCACAAGCCAUAGUUUGCUAACUCUUGCUUUAUAAAAACAGUGGUUUAAGUUCUGCCUUAUGUUCCUUAAGUAAUAUAUGGAUUAGACUGUAUAUGUUAGGAUAUUGAAAAUAUUUUGCAGUGUUUCAAAAUAUUACAUGAUGAGAGAAAGGAGGGAAGCGGCUAAUGCCACUAAAUCUGUUUUAAUAAACCUGCUUUUUCUAAUUGUGUUCCAUUAAUUCCAUUGAGCCCCCUUCCUGCUGUCAGAUGGUGAAUGCCUCCUUCCACAGUCUAGCACAUGCUGCUAAGUAUUUCUUCACUUGAACUGUAACUUCACAGGUGACCAAGUCGGACACACAGCGUACUAGAUGGAGUAUUUUUGUAGCUAGGCUUUGUAUUCUCCUUUCCAAUUGCAACAAAGGAGUUAAAAUUACAUUUUUUUGGUUUUGGUUUUUUGUUUGUUUUACUUUACUAACAAUUGUCACCCCAAUAAACUUUAAUUAAAAAAAAAUACAUUUUCAUUAGUUGAAGAAACUUCAUGGUAGAAAAGAAUAACCUUCAAAACCAAAUACUGAUUUCUUUAUUAACCAUUUAAAAAUAAGGACAUCGACGUGACAACAUGGAAGGUAUUAUGCUAAGUAAAAUAGGUCAGAU